Molecule: messenger RNA, 2689 nt
Organism: Stylophora pistillata
Lineage: Eukaryota; Metazoa; Cnidaria; Anthozoa; Scleractinia; Pocilloporidae
Product: glutaminase kidney isoform, mitochondrial
Biological process (GO): L-glutamine catabolic process
Molecular function (GO): protein binding; glutaminase activity
Source: RefSeq, a predicted model, not a curated record
UAGAUAUGUAGGACGAGAACCCAGUGGUCAAACAUUUAACUACUUGCACUUGAAUAGCCAGGAUCAACCUCAUAAUCCAAUGUUGAAUUCUGGUGCUCUUCUUCUGUGUGCACUUCAAAAGCCUGAAUGGCCAUUGGCAGACAGAUAUGAAUAUGUUCAAGAUAAAUUUAAACAUAUUGCUGGUGGGGAAUUCAUUGGAUUUAGUAAUUCUACCUUUUUAUCUGACCGUGAAACUGCUGACAAAAACUAUGCAUUGGGAUACUACAUGAAUGCUCACAAGGCUUUUCCACCUAACACCAAUCUUAUGGACACUUUUGAACUGUAUUUUCAUACUUGCUCAACAGAAACUAACUGCGAUGCUGGUAGUGUUAUGGCAGCAACCUUGGCAAAUGGUGGAAUUUGUCCCCUGACUGGUCAAAAAAUAUUCAGCUCACAGACUGUACAGCAUACACUAUCCCUCAUGCUCUCUUGUGGAUUGUAUGAUUACUCAGGACAAUUUGCCUUUCAUGUAGGCUUACCAGCCAAGUCAGGUGUAAGUGGUGCAAUAUUGAUUGUUGUCCCUAAAGUUUGCGGUAUCAUGGUGUGGUCACCGCCACUGGAUGAUCUAGGUAACAGUGUCAGAGGAAUGCAGUUUUGUAAGGAACUUGUCAGCUUGUUCAAUUUCCACAACUAUGACUUGAAGGGUGCCUCAUCGGGUAGAAAACUGGAUCCAAGAAGAAGAAAGGCAGAAGUACAGGGAGAAAAAGUUGUUUAUCUUCUUUAUGCUGCAAGUUCUGGAGAUGUAACUGCCCUGAGAAGAUAUUAUCUGUCAGGCACAGACAUGACUAUGCAAAAUUAUGAUGGAAGGACAGCUUUACAUGUUGCUGCUGCUCAAGGCCAUCAUGAGGUCAUUAAGUUUCUUUUAGAGAGAUGCGAGGUUCCAGUUGAUCCAAAAGAUAGGUGGGGAUUUUCACCACUUGACGAGGCAGUGCGAUUUGGCCAUCAGGCCUGUGUGGACUUCAUUAAACACCAUCUUCAGUUACAAGGAAAAACUACUCAAUAAUGGGUAGAGUCUUGUGAUACACGAAGUUGACCAAAAGGAUCAAUUCUUAGGUUUAACAUAUGAGUUCACAAAUCCAUUUUAUUUGUAUUAUAGAGAGGAGCAAUGGGUCACUUAAGUUAUUUUAUUUAUCAUUCUAAGUUUUAAAUAUUAAAUAAUGCCAGGCUAAAGGUUCUAGUGUGAACAACUAGGCAAGUUCAUUGACACAAGUUUGUUGCAAAAAGCACGGAUGGUAUUUGUGUAAUGCCAAUUUUAUUUUCAAGAAAUUUGUUUGAAACUACUAAAUACCAAAAUUUUAAUUUUAACCAGUCUUUUACCUAAAUGGGACUGAUUUUUUUUUUUUAUUGGAUAUGGGUCUAACUAUUAUUACAAACUUAUUAUAAAUGACAAAUUUAAAACACAAUGAAAUCAAACUGUAAUAUUAACAAUUAAAAUUAUUAUCAAGAAUAACAUUAACAUAUAUCAGAAUUGUUUUAGAAAGCAUUCUCUCAACUAAAUCAUAUUUUACUCAUGAGCCAAUACAUACACUGUAGCUGAUGGUCUGUUGUUUGUUACUGAACUGAGUUAUGAAGACAGUAUGUGGAUUAUGAUUGGUCAAUUUAGCAGGCCGUAUUUCACAGUACCACCUGUAAUUUUAAAAGUCUGAACCCAGAUAUUUGAUAAAUAUCUCACUAACCCUGUUUCCUUGGUUUGUACUCUAAGUACAGAACCUCUUUUUUCUGCUUGGAUUUAUGGUCUGCAUGCUUCAUGAUUGUUGAUAUUAUCUUCAUGGGACUCGCACAAACGAGAGCUAUUGUCUGAUUAUAAUAUUGGCAACCAUUUAAAAUCAUAAGAGCCAAAAUGGCACCUUCUGAGAAAUUCAAGCAUUAAUUAAGGUUGCUUUCACUUUUUUACAGUUUUUAUUCAUUUCAGUUCUUGUUUUCCAAGAAGACUUUUCACCAAACUAAAUACUGUCAUCAUUUUAAUGGCAACUUGUCUUGGAAAAUUUCCUUAACUCCUUACAGUGACUAACAUUUAAUUUUUCCUUUCAUUAUCAUCGUAGAAUCAAACAUUGAGAUCAUGAGAAUAAGAAAUGAUUUUCUGAGUGAGGAACUUUUUGAUUGUUAAACAAAUUCUUCUUGUCAGUACCUUAGGAAAUGUAUGGAAAACAGUAUGGAGAAUAUGCAUACUGAUGUUUGGGUGUGAAGGGCUAACGCCUACUGACAUGAAAGUUGAACGCGUAAUCCACUUAUCAACAAAAACUCCGGUGAUAAGUGCGGCCAUCAAACUUUCAAGGCAGUUGAACGCGUAAUGCUCUAUUGAUUAGCUCAGCUAUACGUUACCCACGCUCGCGAUACUCAUUUUUUAACAUCGGUAAUCAAAAUGUGCCAUCUGUCUCAAAUGCAAAAUAUGUUUUGAUUCAUUUUUGUUUUUCAAAUUAGUAUUUAAAAUAUCAGCCACUGAGCUUUGUCUCACACCUCGUAUAAUUUGAAAAGUUAAGCCUAAUUUUUUAAAGCUAUCAUUUCCUUAAAAAAAACAAAACAAAAAAAAAAACAAAAAACAAAAGAACUGUUUUGCCGCAUCUGCGGAGGAGUGAACACUCAGAUUAUGAGGUGGUGGUUUUUAGGAUUAGACGAACCUUUGCGUUGAAUAUAGACAAGAUAAUGUUUC